Fusarium oxysporum Fo47 is the source of this 737-nucleotide messenger RNA. RefSeq lists its product as uncharacterized. NCBI's taxonomy places the organism in Eukaryota, Fungi, Ascomycota, Sordariomycetes, Hypocreales, Nectriaceae. Bases 125 to 508 code for a protein of 127 amino acids. The record is from RefSeq and is a predicted model, not a curated record. The transcript has 3 exons.
AGUGCACGCAUUCAUCGUAGCGACUGUCUCCGAAAUCAUACGAGAACUUCAAAGCUUCAACCACCUAAGAAAGCCCCGACGUAGAAACCCAUUCUUCAACAGCACACAAAAACACGUCGUCAAAAUGGCCUCUCGUAUCUCCCGCCGAUUCCUCUCCACCACCGCCCGCCGCUUCCAGGAGCACCAGAAGGCUGAGCUCAAGAAGGAGUCUCGUCGCAACCCUGAGAUUCUGAUUCUCGGUGGUGUUAUGGUUGCUGCCCUUGGCGGUGCUGGCUACUACCUUGGCCGAUCUCCUACUGGCGCUACCUCCGAGUCUCCCGUCACCAUUGCUACUCACCCCUGGGAGAGCGGCAGCUCUGGCAAGUACCAGUACCACCCCGGCGGUGACCCCAACGCAGCUCCCAAGGACGCUCCCAGCGCUCUCAACGUUGUCGUCGUUCCCAACGUCACCCUUCCCGCCGAGCUUCAUGAAAAGUACAACAAGUGGGGCAAGGACGGAUACCCUUAAAUCACGAGUUUGGAAUGAUGUUGGAGCUGGCUACAUGAACAAGCAUGUAUUGUAGGGAAUGAGGGGAGAGCUUAUGAGUUGGAUCAGUCAGGUCUCCCACGCCCUGUGUAGAAAGAAGAAGGACAAAAUGGGCUUGAUCUAAGCAACCACCCAUAGUUCACAUACGACGCGCCGCGAUUUUUCUUAGCUUUGUGUCUUUCAACUAUAAUUUGACUUGUCUCUGGCCUCA